This is a messenger RNA of Rhizopus microsporus ATCC 52813, 391 nucleotides long. RefSeq lists its product as uncharacterized. NCBI's taxonomy places the organism in Eukaryota, Fungi, Mucoromycota, Mucoromycetes, Mucorales, Rhizopodaceae. The transcript has 2 exons. The record is from RefSeq and is a predicted model, not a curated record. The coding region runs from base 175 to 348 and encodes 57 amino acids.
GGCAUCACUGGUUGUUUAUCCUCUUUAAUUGAACUAUUAAACCUAUGUCUUUAUACUGCAAAAAGACGACUUGAGAUCGACACAAACAUGCCCUUGUUCAUAUCCCGCUAUUUCCCCCUUUUUUUCUUAUGACCAAUGCAGCUUGUAUUUGCAACCUAAGUUCAUGAACAGUCAAUGCCAAGAGAAGUUGUAAAGGUGUAUUCGCAGUUAUGCUUAGAUAUUACAUGGACACACAGUUCUGAUAUCAACUAUUGGGUUAUGCAGAGCUUUUACUUGGAAUUAGGAGAAAAUGAGACUCGUGUAUACCCGGCCCCUUUCUCCAAUUUACGGCAAAUAAGAGCUGAUUAGUCUAUUGUCCUUGACUUUUCCUUUUGAGCAACAGUGAUCUGAC